CCUCCUCCUGGAGCCCUGUGAAUAGGUUUCUUCUCCCCUCCGUUUGCCUGGCAGUGUCGCAUCCCGUCUAAGUGGGUGAGGCAGAGCGAGAGAGCCAUGGAGCAACCUCUGCAUUCUCCCCUUUGCCAGCGGGAAGGCCUGAGGACAAGCAUUCCUCUUACCAGGCCCUGGGAGAGGCCUUGUUGAGAACCUACCCGGUGCUAGUGCUGACAAGCACCUGCAGCCAUUUCCUCCAAACUUGCAGUGUGUAUGCCCCUGCACCCGGUCCCUGGAGAGGCCUUGUACCACCCCAGCAGCAGGGCCGCUGUGAAUGAAGGGGAUGGGCUGCUGGUUGCACUCCGCUCUCCAGUGUCUUGUCUAGUCCAGUUGGCAAUGAGCCAGGUGAUGGGACUGGUACCCCUGCCCUGAGGUCCACAGCCUGAUGCAUCUUCCCUGCAGGAGCUGUUUCCUCGCCAGAUUUCUCCUAGUUCUGCCACCCUGCACGAUCCCCUUCGGUUGUUGGUGUUCACCCCCCCAAGAUGCAUGGGCCUGGUUAGCCAACCAAAUGUAUUUAGAUAAGCCAACCCAGCUCCUGCCAUCUUUUGGCUUAUCUAAAUCCGGUUUUUGCUUCUAGUCCUCCCCGUCCAUCCCUCCCCCUUAUCAAAUUGGCUGAUCUGUAGGGUUUAGGGCUGGGCUGGCUGAAGGUAGGAGUCUAAUCUGAUUGGAAUCAAACCCAUACCGCUCUGCAAAGGAAAAAUUUUUCCCGUCUUACCUGUUCAGGGAAGUUUUGUGAAGGGGGGGAGGAACUUACGACAAUCUUAGAUGAGGCAGUGAGAUAAUAGCAUUGAUUUUAAGCCUUUGCAUAGCACCUUUCCUCUUCCCAGCGUUACCCAUUCUAAUGGGCAGGUGCUCAGAUAGUACGCCCAGAAAGGAUCUAUUCUCAACAGAGUAGUAGGGCCUGAACGAAUCUCCCAUCAAUCUCAGCUGAAGUUGUGCAAGCUUAGCUCUGCUGCAAACCAGGAUCCUCUCACUGAAAUCCUCACCAUGCCCUGGUGAGACAAGAGAGCAAUACUGUCCCAGUUUUAUACUAGGGGAAACUGAGGCCGCAUCUGUACUAUGCCCUGGUCUACACUAGGAGUUGAGGUUGAAUUUAGCAGCGUUAAAAUCGAUUUAACCCUGCACCCAUCCACACGACGAAGCCCUUUUUUCGACUUAAAGGGCUCUUAAAAUCGAUUUCCUUACUCCACCCCCGACAAGGAGAUUAGUGCUGAAAUCGGCCUUGCUGAGUCAAAUUUGGGGUACUGUGGAUGCAAUUAGACGGUACUGGCCUCCGGGAGCUAUCCCAGAGUGCUCCAUUGGGACCGCUCUGGACAGCACUCUCAACUCAGAUGCACUGGCCAGGUAGUCAGGAAAAGGCCUGCGAACUUUUGAAUUUCAAUUUCCUGUUUGGUCAGCAUAGCAAGCUGCAGGUGACCAUGCAGAGCUCAUCAGCAGAGGUGACCAUGAUGGAGUCCCAGAAUCGCAAAAGAGCUCCAGCAUGGACCGAACGGGAGGUAUGGGAUCUGAUCGCUGUAUGGGGAGAGGAAUCCGUGCUAUCAGAACUCCGUUCCAGUUUUCGAAAUGCCAAAACAUUUGUCAAAAUCUCCCAGGGCAUGAAGGACAGAGGCCAUAACAGGGACCCGAAGCAGUGCCGCUUGAAACUGAAGGAGCGGAGGCAAGCCUACCAGAAAACCAGAGAGGCAAACGGCCGCUCCGGGUCCGAGCCCCAGACAUGCCGCUUCUAUGAUGAGCUGCAUGCCAUUUUAGGGGGUUCAGCCACCAGUACCCCAGCCGUGUUGUUUGACUCCUUCAAUGGAGAUGGAGGCAACACGGAAGCAGGUUUUGGGGACGAGGAAGAUAGUUCACAGCAAGCAAGCGGAGAAACCAGUUUUCCCGACAGCCAGGAACUGUUUCUCACCCUGGACCUGGAGCCAGUCCCCCCCGAACCCACCCAAGGCUGCCUCCCGGACUCGCCAGGUGGAGAAGGGACCUCUGCUGCAUGUGUUUCAAGGAUCACAGGAUCUUCUCCUUCCCAGAGGCUAGCGAAGAUUAGAAGGCGAAAAAAACGCACUCACGAUGAAAUGUUCUCUGAGCUCAUGCUGUCCUCCCACACUGACAGAGCACAGACGAAUGCGUGGAGGCAGACAACGUCAGAGUGCAGGAAAGCACAAAAUGACCGGGAGGAGAGGUGGCGGGCUGAAGAGAGUAAGUGGCGGCCUGAAGAGAGGGCUGAAGCUGAAAGGUGGCGGCAGCAUGAUGAGAGGAGGCAGGAUUCAAUGCUGAGGCUGCUGGAGGAUCAAACCUACAUGCUCCAGCAUAUGGUUGAGCUGCAGGAAAGGCAGCAGGAGCACAGACCGCUGCUUCAGCCCCUGUGUAACCAACCACCCUCCUCCCCAAAUUCCAUAGCCUCCUCACCCAGACGCCCAAGAACGCGGUGGGGGGCCUCCGGCCAUCCAGCCACUCCACCCCAGAGGAUUGCCCAAGCAACAGAAGGCUGGCAUUCAAUAAGUUUUAAAGUUUUAAACUUUUAAAGUGCUGUGUGGCCUUGUCCUUCCCUCCUCCACCACCCCUCCUGGUGCUUCUCUCCUCCACCACCCCUCCUGGGCUACCUUGGUAGUUAUCCCCCUAUUUGUGUGAUGAAUUAAAGAAUGCAUGAAUGUGAA
This is a messenger RNA of Caretta caretta (loggerhead turtle), 2681 nucleotides long. RefSeq lists its product as uncharacterized. NCBI's taxonomy places the organism in Eukaryota, Metazoa, Chordata, Testudines, Cheloniidae. The record is from RefSeq and is a predicted model, not a curated record.